Molecule: messenger RNA, 3303 nt
Organism: Symsagittifera roscoffensis
Lineage: Eukaryota; Metazoa; Xenacoelomorpha; Acoela; Convolutidae
Exons: 8
Coding region: 2047-2421 (124 amino acids)
Source: RefSeq, a predicted model, not a curated record
CUACUCUUUCGACUGAUAAUUGAGCCUCAUUUUUUCAAAAUUUUCAUUUUGGUUCAACUUACUAGUAAUAAGCCUUAUUUUGCUUACUAGUAAGUUACUAGUACUUUUACUAGUAACUUACUUACUAGUAAGUAAGCCCGCACAACCCUACUGCUCAAGAAAUUUUGUGAACUUCAACAUUCGAAUGAACGUUCGAAUGUUCGUGUCAAACCGUCGAACUCUUGAUUUGAACAUUUGUUGCAGCACUACUUAAAAGCGAUGUGAAUUGUUAGUACUCGUUAUUACGCAAGUUGCGGGUAAGCUUGAACUCGACUUUGGACAGCAAUCAACUUGCAUCUUACACUUUCACCUAGAGCUGCUUUUUGUCAUGUUCACGCUGGUGUUUGAGAAGUUGGGUCAUUUUCUGGUGGUGUCUGCAGUUUUCAUCGUAGAUGCAAUGGUUUUUGAUUCGCUCCUGUUAUUCAAGUUAAUAUCUCUGACGUUGUAUAUUUUCCUUGGUUUGUUUUUGCUUAAACGCUUUACUUGGCCUAAAUAGUUUUGGUUUAUGUUUUAUUGGCUAAGAUGCCUUAUUUUGUGUCGCUUCAGGGCAAAAUGAUUUUUUGCAAUAAUCGAUUUUGCAUAAAUCAUUUUGGAAUCAAUUAAAUUUUUGUUUCAAGUGCUCCGGCUCAUCUUGCUCAAUUAUUACGAUCCAAACUAUCUAAAUUAUUAACUGUGAAACAAACCAAGAUUUUUUCAGAAGUAAAGUUCGUAUGAGUUUUACGAAUCCAUCAUGUUUGUCAGAGGUUUUUAGGUGAACCCUGAAAGUUUCACUCGAAAUGCAUCCAUAGGUUAAAUGCUUUUUUUUUUAAAAAAGGCAGUUGAAGAACUCGAAAAAACAUUGACCUAUAAAAUAUUGGCUACGGUAAUGAUAAUAUGCGAGGAUGUGAGAUUCAUAAUCUGCUGGUUAGAGUUUCGAUUCCGGCAUAUAGAAAUUUUUUUCCUUUUAAAGGCUUCCUUUUAAAUUUUCACAGCUACUUUUUUCUGUUUUCUUGCUUGUUUGCGAAGCGCAGAUUCACUUCUAUGCAAAACUAACAAUUUUUAAAAUUGUUUGAUUGAACAUCUGAUCAAAGUAAUUAAUAUCACAUGCAAAUAUGCUUAUCGCUACGCCCCAAUAGGAAAGAAUAUUAUCGUCAAACUACAAUAGUUAUGAUUUUGCAGUCAUUGUUGUGAUGGUUCUAUUCACGUUGUCCAUCUGCGCCUCAUAAAAUAUUUGCAAUUGAUCUUUGUGCUACAGACUUGCUGAAAUUAGUUCGAGAGCUGCAAUGGAGCUUUAAUAGAUAUUCUGUUUCAAUUUGGUGCUUAUCAUAAGUAAAUACAAAAUGAAGGCAUGGAAGAUGGACAUCACUGGCAAAAUGUCUUCCUUUUUUUUCGCCGGCUGUGGAGUGCCCUCACCCCUAUUCUCUCUGGCUACCUGUUUGAAUCCGCACUCGGACCCAUGUAUAUCAUGUAUUUUGCAUGCUUCUCAUGCUUACUGCAAUGUGUCAUUUUCGCCAGUGCUUGGACAGUAACCAGAUACGCACAGCUGAAGUAGAAGUAUGUUUAUAGCGCAGAAAAAGAAGAGAACGCGAAAAAAGAAGCAAUGAAAUUAAAUUUUAACUUUUGAUGGAAGUAGCGCCUUAUUUUAUACUUGAAACGUACUUUUAAUACUUUUCGAGUGUGUAUCAAUGAGUUUAAUUUAAGAUAAUAAGUAAUGGAGUUUGUAAUUAUUGCACAGUUCGAAUCCUGUCUCACUCAAUUUUAUCAGAAGACGAAGAAAAUAUCUCUGAGACUGCUAAUGGCUAUUGCCGUUGGUCUGAAUGAAGAUGUCAACUUCUUUUGUGAAAAGCAUGAAAACAUAGGCGGUGAAGGAAACCCGACUGCUAUGCGAUGUCUCUCUCUACUAUCCACCUCUUGAGAAGUUGCCGUUAAGCAGAGUCAAACCCGGUUAAUUGAGGUGUGAGGAACACAGUGAUUACGGGAGGAAAAGUGAAUGUGAAGGCUCAAGUGCUCGUCAUCUGCUUGAUAUUCAUGUACUACGUCAACACGUGUGGCAUCGAGCGCAUCUUCCAGUCCAUGAGCUACUCAUUCGGACUCUGUGGACCAUUAAAGUUGGAUCCAUCAGCAGCAGUUAUCACAGACACUGCCUAUACUGGGGGAUUCAUGUCAGGAAGAAUACUGAGCAUCAUUAUUGGAAUCAAAAGCAGCUACUUCCCAUCAUGUGUUGUUACUUCCCAUCAUAGAAGUCGCAUGGUGAUGGCUACUUGUCUGUUGGCAUCUAUCUUCUUAGCCCUAGUGAGUGAGUUCUCAGCAAUGGGACUAUACCUGGGCACUUUUGUGGUCGGAUUCUUCAUUUCUUCUGAGUUCGGGGGAUGUGUCAAUUGGUGUGCUAAGGUGUGGAGAUGACUCAUUGUCACUUGAGGGACCUCCUGUAUGACACAGAUUAUACAGUGCGGGUGAGGGCUGUAAACAGCAGUGGCCACAGUGACUACAGCGACUCAAUCAUACUACGCACUGGCACUCCGCCCAUCCAGUUUGCACUGGACAACAACACUGCUCAUGUCAGUUUGAAGAUUACUGGCAACACAGCGCAGUAAGACAGAGGGGGUGCUAAGAGUAGACUGGGACAGUUAGGGGAGGACUGCUUCCUGGGGGCCUCCUUCUCUGUUUUGGGAGACAAGAGCGUGAACAAGGGCAAGCACUACUGGGAAGUGAAGGUGAAGGUCAAAUCAACAGACAGAAUAGGUGUGGCUUACCUGAACACUCCUCGCGAUAGUCUAAUCGGGGACUCAGACAAGUCCUGGGCGAUUGGGUUCCUCGCAAACGAAGAGGGACGACUCUUCUGCUACCACAACAAGAAGAAAAAACAACUCAAUAUCGAGCUUCCAUCAUCUUCGCCUCCUCUGAAAUCGGUCACAGUCGGAACACCUUUGGAUCUAAAUGAGAACUUUGUGGCGUUCUUCAUAACAGAGUUUCACCAGCACAUUCACACAUUUAAGGUCAACUUCACAGAUCCAGUUUUUCCAGCAUUUUCAGUCUGACCAAAUGACGUCACAAUUUCUUCUGGACUGCAAGUGCCAGAUUUUCUUUUGGUGUGAGCUACGAGGCAGGGGUCGAUUAGAAGUUGAGCUUUUGCAUUCAUAGGGAUAUUUUCAGUGCUAUAGAUUUAAUAUGUAGCGCAGUAAUCAUUUUAAAUCUGAGCGAGAUAGUUUAGAACAAAUGUAUAGAACUUAUCAACCUUCAUUAAGUUCACGCAGUUUGCUCUUUGUCUAAUAGAGUGAACUGAAA